Molecule: messenger RNA, 2928 nt
Organism: Fulvia fulva
Lineage: Eukaryota; Fungi; Ascomycota; Dothideomycetes; Mycosphaerellales; Mycosphaerellaceae
Exons: 3
Coding region: 1-2928 (975 amino acids)
Molecular function (GO): ADP binding
Source: RefSeq, a predicted model, not a curated record
AUGGGAGAAGCUGUAGCGGUCCUCGGACUCGUCUCAGCCAUCAUCACGAUAGUCGACGCCACGCAGAGAAUCUACGAUGCAGCGCAGGACGUCGAAGGCUUGCCGGCUGCUUUCAAAGUGAUCAGCACUCGCAUGCCGCUAGUCAAGCAAACUCUUGUCUUCGUCAAGCAGAAGUAUGAGAGAGGCGAACAUGAAUCAGAGAUCUUCCAAAUCCUCACAAACACGCGCGAAAAGGCCAGAGGCUUGCGGGAGAUUUUCAAAAAAAAAAGGAAAGCUCUACGCACCCUCAAGCCAGGGAGGAGCGACAAGGUUGAGAACUUGUGGAAGGCCAUCCUCGGUAACCUGCAAUCUUUGCAAGUCUACCACGUCUUCCGCCAGGCCGUGAAGGACGAUGAUCUCAGACGCGCGAUUCAAGAGAUUGCUGAAGUCGAGUCGUCCCUGCCAGAGAGCGGCACCACGAACAUUACCUCUACUGGCCCUGGUGCGAGCUUCAACACAGGUACUGGAACACAAGAGAACUGGCAGAACUAUGGAUCGGGCGCUAUGGCAAGGGAGAUGACACUGACGCAGAACAUCACUGGAUCAGUGUUCUUACCGCAGUUGGGGCCCCGAGACCCAAGUCAUACCCGCCCCUAUCACAACUCUGUGCCGUUCAGUCAAAUCUCAGACGAGUACACGGAUCGUCCGGCUGCGAUGCAGCAGCUUGAAGCUGCACUUUUGGAGCGAAGCUCAAGAUGGCAACACAUCCGAGGCGCAGUGGUUGUGGGAAUGGCUGGGACCAGAAAGACACAGCUCAUCUUGAAAUAUGCUCUAGUCCAUGCGCAUGAAUACGAUACUAUUUUAUGGGUGAAUGCCGACAAGCCUAGUUCUGUCGUCGGCUCUUUCGAACUCAUCGCACGAGACUUACAAUUGGUAGAUUACAACAUAAGUCUGCUGUCCACGGCGCAGGUUAUGCCACAACAGAGUACUGCUGUUCGAAACAUACUGGAAUGGCUUACGAAGCGCACCACACCAUGGCUACUCAUCCUUGAUAACGCAGAUGAGGACGACUGGGGCUUGCGCGACAUACUGCCUCGAGCUGGGCACGGUACGGUCAUCAUCACGACUCAAGACCGAGCCAUCCCACGGGCUCUUAAGAUCAAUUCUGUCUGUCUCGAUGUAAUGCUGGAAGAGGAGGCAGUUGCACUUUUACUGGAGGCUGUAGGCUGUACCCAAUGGACCGAGAACCUUGCACUGCUCGAGCUUUGCACGGACGUUGUACGUCGUCUGGAAUAUUUACCGUUGGCAAUACACUUAGCUGGCGCCACGAUCAACUGCGACGCGGCAUUGCUAGCAGCAGGGCCCGAGCGAGUCGGCAUUUGUACUCGCAGCGCCAUCAACGGCUACCUGACGGCGUUCCAGAACAACCGUAGCGCAUUGUUGCGUGACACAAAUCAUGAUUUCUUGCGUUCGCCGCACAGGACGACGGUCUGGACCGCCUGGGAAACCACCUUCCAGCUCCUCGAAAGAGCGCGCACGAAGUCUGGAACUGGAGUAUCACCAAAUGUCCUUCUUACGUUCUUGGCGUUUCUUGACCCGGCCGUGAUUCUGUAUACGCAUCUCAAAGACGCGCAUGCUGGUCUACUACGAGGACAAGAUUUCCCAUACUACAAGGUGUCGGACUGGCCACCGUGGCUAUUGCGGCUAGUAUCAGCGGAAUAUAGCCUAAGUCAGACGAUUGGAAACAAGUCUUGCGAGUGGAGUCAUGACUGCUACAGUCAGACCAUGUCCCGUCUCUGGAGGUAUGGACUGAUUCGUAGCAAGAAUGCUGACUGGAGCGAAGAAAUAUCGCUACACAAAUUGGUCCGGUGGCGUGCUCAGCAGGAAGCAGAUGAAAAGGAGUACCUCCAAGCCUAUGCUCAACUGCUAGAGCUGAUCACAUGGGCCUCAAGUCGUAACACAAGUGCCUAUCGGAUUUACUACGAGACCGACGACUACGAUCUGGACGAUCCAAGUACCCGAGGCCGUCUCAUACGCACACUGGACGAAUUGUGCUCGACAUAUGAAAGGCUACGGCACUGGGAGGCAGCCCACAAUAAAUUGGGGUGGCUUCUGCAUGAACAAGUUGAGAGCUUGGGAAGAAGCAAUCCUGGGACGAUAAGUACACUGUGUAGAAAGCUGGAGGCUGGCGUCCAUACAGUCUCCGGUAACGAGGUGGAGGAGAUCAGCGAAUUCAUACACGGAGGCAGCCAGACAGAACAGAUGGCGUUAGUCGAAAAUUUGCCACUACAGCUUCGAACGUUGUGGUCCAGCGUUCUGCAACGUGACAAGAAAUCGUCACAUGCAGGCUGGAGUAAUGGUGACUCUGAUGACGAUGGUGGAGUGCCUCUGCGACUAGAAGGGCUAGUCGGGGUCUCUGGGGCCAGCUCGGUCCAUAUCAUGGACUCGCGUUCUUGGCUUCGCCGGUCGAUGGAGGCUUUCGUGUCCCGGGCGUACCGGAGGUGGGAGAAGCACGAGCGCCGAUCCCAGAUCAGGACCCAGAUGAGGUCGAUUCAGCGAACAGUACGCAGAGAUGAAACACGCCUACACGACCGGGGACAAAAGGCCAGCCAAGACACAGAGGCCGCAGCACCAGACCUCCCGACGCUUUUCGAAGUAUUCUCACACGGCUCGUGGAGUACCGUAUCCAACUACUUGCGUUUCAUCGACGCUGAGACGGUACGAUAUCGAGAUCCCAUCCAACGAAGAACAAUACUACACUGGGCUGCGGCACGGGGCUUCGAUACCGCUGCGGUGAGAUGCUUGGCAUUCGGUAGCGAUAUCAACGCGCCGAGGACAACAUCGGCCGCAGACCUUUGCAUCAUGCUUGCGAGAAUCAGCAUUUGGGUGUGGUGGAAACGCUUGUCGAACAUGGAGCAGACAUCACUGUUAAGGAUGCCAGUGGCUUGA